AGAAGUUUUAAUUCUUCGCUAGCGAUCCGACCGAGUGGACGCCACGCAUUUGCGCCCUUCUCGUUCGGGGUGAGUUCGACAGAAUUUGUACCGUUUCUGGCCAACGGCGUUUAGUGUACCGCAGCUGUUUAGUAUAGAAUAGUGGUGUUUCUUGUUAACUUGGUGAAAAACUUUUACAUUUAUUAUAACAACAAAAACCGUUAAACUCCCGGACAGUGUUUGAAUUUAAAAUGCGUACAACUUUGUACGUAUUGUGCACCGUUGCACUGCUUGCAUUGGCGGCACAGGGCAGUGUCACGACAGUCCCUGUGAUCGAUCAAGUAGAUCGCUACGAGCUAGAUCCAUCGCUUACCUCACGGUUAUCGCGUUUUGCAAGCACAACGAAUCUAGUGGAAGCGCUCGAUUACAGUGAAACGAUUUUUGAAAAAUCGAAACGACUUGAAGGUUCCCUUGCAGCCGGUUCGCGUGGAAAGGUCGUUAAGGGUGGCUCCACGUACGCCCAGAUCCUCGACGGCUAUCCUACCCCGAGCACCAAGCAGCAGGAUCUACUUGCCCGCAAGGUACUGCGAGCGUCAUCAUUCUUUGUGAACCGUUUUUGCAUCCCGAAUGGUAUUUCUUCGUACGAGUGCGGUCUAUAUCUCAGCGGGACCCCGAUUCCUUCCACGACCGUAAUCGGAGAUCAAUGCCAGAAAUUGAUCUCGGUCAAAGAGAAUAACGAUGAGUACCGCCGACUAUUGCCAGCACUGUACGACGACGGUGUGUAUGCGUUCCGACGCAGCACGAACGGUGGAGAGUUGCCACUGGCAAGGGAAGUAUCUAGCCGCUUCCAUACGGCUCGGAACGGGCAAGAAACACUGGACAAAACCCGUUCGGUUGCGCUUGUCCAAUGGACUCAAUUCAUCGAACACGAUCUUGCCAAAACGACCGUACAGUCGAUGCACGACGGAACCGACAUUGAGUGUUGUUCGAGCGACCACGGGCAGUUGCUACCCCGCUAUCGCCAUCCGUCCUGCAAACCGAUGCAGGUGCCCGAAGACGAUCCCUACUAUCGGACGUAUCGGGCAACGUGCCUGAACUACGUCCGCAGUGCACUAUCACUCGGUGGGUACGGUUGUCAUCUGGGGCCGGCAAACCAGCUCAACCAAGCUACGAACCGGUUGGAUCUGUCGCAACUGUACGGCAAUCUGACGAACGAUACGAUGCUGCUGCGUACCGGCAAAGGUGGUCGACUGCAGGCUCAGCUAUACGAUUCGGCCGAAUAUCUGCAAGAGGCGGCUAACGGUCGGUUGUGUGCGACCGAUUCAAAUCUCGAAUCCGUCUGCUACGAUUCCGGCGACACGCGCGUUAACGUGAAUCCGUACAUAACGCUUCUGCACACACUAUUCCUACGAUCGCACAAUCGACUAGCCAAACAUUUGGCCCUACUUCAACCGAGCUGGACGGACGAGCAGUUGUUUAGCGUGGCACGCAAAGUUAACACCAAACUAUACCAGAAGAUUGUCCGCGAAUGGUUGACAGCGGUGGCAGGUGAACGGGCAACCCACGAUCCCCAACCAACGGCCAGCCGGGAUGAUCGAGUUAGUAACGAGUUCGCAACGGCUGCGAUUCGGUUUUACAACACGAUGAUGCCGGGUGAAAUCUCCAACGCGCUCGGAUCGUACGAUCUCGAGCAUCUCUUCUAUCGGCCCAAGGAUUUACGCAAACGGGACUAUUUCGCUCAUCUGGUCGGUUCCGUGCUUGGCCAGAACGCGAUGUCGCUCGAUACGGCGUACGUGGACGAUAUGGCGCAUCUGCUGUUCGGCGUGCGCAACGUUGGCCUGGAUGUGCUUGCGCUGGACAUUCAACGCGGUCGUGAUCAUGGUCUCGCCCGCUACACGGACUACUACACGUUGUGCAACGGCAAACCGGUCACCGGGUGGGCCGACCUCGAACGUGUGCUGAAACCGGACGAUUUGGAAAUUGCACGCGCAUCGUACGCAACCGUGCACGAUGUCGAUCUGAUCGUGGGUGCCAUCGCCGAACUGCCCACGGCGGGUGCCACCGUCGGACCGACACUAUCCUGUCUGAUCCGAGAGCAAAUCGAUAACUCACUGCAGGCGGAUGAUAUACAAACCAGUACGCCAUUGGUACAGGAGGACCGGUUAGACGCGGUGUUGGCGGAGUACAGUGCGGCAAGGUUUAUGUGCGAUACAGCCCAGGUCGAUAGGGUUCAGCGUGAUAUUUUCCGCGUCCCAUCGGUCGAUAACCCGCAGAUCCGUUGCGCUCAGCUGCCAUCGCUUGAUCUUGCGCGACUCGUUUAGCUGUCCGCUAUUCUAUGGCUCUUUUCCAGCCAAUACGAUCGUAUAACAGCCAUAGCCGGUUUCGUACCAUGUUGUGCUUCUGAUUCUGGCCGAGUAGGAAAUGAGAAGAAAAAACGCAUAAAAGUGUCAGCGGGGCCAUCCAAUCCAGCCCACCGUUAACGAUGGAGAAAGGUCAAAUCAGGGCGCGCUUGUCGUGAGGAAGUGGAUAGUUUAGGAGGCCAAUUAAUCAUGGUUCAUUUAAGGUUUUACGUACUCCCACGUAGCCAGUCCUCAGCAUCUCUCUAGCAUUUCAACCUUUGCUGUCUCUCUUCGCGAUAACAAUUACAAGUGUAGGACGAACUUUAGUCAUAUAAGCUACCAUUUCUGUGACUUAUGUAGUGGAAAUAAAACAAGUAAAUGUUUAGUAA
This is a messenger RNA of Anopheles funestus (African malaria mosquito), 2707 nucleotides long. Its product is annotated as peroxidase. Bases 231 to 2300 code for a protein of 689 amino acids. The transcript has a single exon. The record is from RefSeq and is a predicted model, not a curated record. Gene Ontology annotation, molecular function: heme binding; peroxidase activity. NCBI's taxonomy places the organism in Eukaryota, Metazoa, Arthropoda, Insecta, Diptera, Culicidae. Gene Ontology annotation, biological process: response to oxidative stress.